This is a messenger RNA of Besnoitia besnoiti, 2883 nucleotides long. RefSeq lists its product as uncharacterized. The transcript is spliced from 5 exons. The record is from RefSeq and is a predicted model, not a curated record. Bases 1 to 2883 code for a protein of 960 amino acids. Lineage: Eukaryota; Apicomplexa; Conoidasida; Eucoccidiorida; Sarcocystidae.
AUGCCGACAGCUCCGCUCGCACGGCCCUUCUCUCCGUCCAGCCCCAUGGCGUCUUCUUGCGCCGCGGAAACCACGGCUUCGUCUCUCGAGGCCGACUCUCCCUUUUCGCCUGCUGCUGAGGCGCCGGCGCCUCUGCCUGCCGCGACAGCUGCCUGCCUCCGCGUGCUGGAGGCCUUGGGGCAGCGAAGACUCGAGCGGCCUGCGGCGACCUCCGCACGGGAAGACGACCCGCUUGCGUCCUUCCUGAGCUUCUCUGAAAUGCACCAGCUGCUGCAGGAUGCCAGUGCCCUGGACACCCCUGCAAAGUACGCACACAUGCUGCACGCCAUGUGCGUCUUGGCGGACCGGCGCCUCGAGGAGACUGCGCGCCGCUGGCGGGAGGCGAAGACCGGUGCGCCUCUUUCCUCUUCUUCCGCGCUCAAAACGAAGAAGCGGCGUCUCACCGUCGAUCCAGACGCCGUCAAGAGAGAAGAAGCCCCAGAGGACCGCGGAGUGGCGGGCGACCCGGUGCUCUUUGAGGACAGCAUGACUCGAGGAGACUCGGAGUCUGCGGCGGGCUCUGCGCGCGCGGAGGGCGACACGGCGCAGGGGGACGAAGGAGAGGAUCGGGACGGCAGCCAAGGCGACUCAGCGGCCUCUGACGAGGAGGAGGGAGACAGAGACGAGGGGGACGCCGACCGCGAGUCCGGGUCUGACCCCGCCGAGAAGCGACACGAGAUGGCAGCACACGUCGCAGGCUUGCUCUUGGGGACUUUAGAGAGUCUGCGGCGCCCUCCUGCGCUGGGAGCAGACGACUUUCUCGACACCGUCACUCACGUUCUCACGCGCGUCCUCUACGCGCACCAGCCAGUUGUCGCCAGCGCUGCGCCGAGCGACGAGCGACCCGACGCCUCCAACAAGGCCGAGCGGCCGCAGCACUCUGACUUCUCUUCUUCCUGCUCGUCUUCCUUCUCUUCUUCCGGGUGCUCGUUCUCGUCUGUCGUCGAGUGUAGACAGGCGUGGCGGCGCGGCGUCAUUCGCCGCUUCGAGACCAUCGACAGACUCCUCUCGCAGAGCUCGUCCUUCUUCUCCGCGAACAAUCCCGCGGCGCGGGCUACCUCCUCGGCGGACGCGUCUUCCCUCGCGGCGACGGCGAGUGGGGAGGAACGCUGCCGCCGGGCGAUGCGUCUCGUGAGGCGAUGGGCAGCGUUCCUCCUCGAGCUCGAGAAGAUCCGCCGCCAAGCUGUAGACCGCAUUCGCGCGACGAGCGAGGAGGCCCAGGGUCUCACGCACAUGCUCUUUCUCCCCCAGGAGACCGCCCCUGCGGAAAAACACAAGAAAAGGAAACCCAGAGGCGAAGUCGUCGUCGCCGGCUUCAACGAUGCGGCCCAAGAGGGCGAAGAACAAGCUGCGAGCGAGGAACAACGUAUUGAGGCUAGGAUCGUGGCGACGGCGCAGCUGCUUCGUCUGCCAGCGCUGCCUCCUUUCGCCUUCCCGACGAAUGCCUCUGUUGUGGAAGCGCGCGGGAAAUUCGAGCGGUGCUUGGCUCGAUGGAGAGAAGAGCGCGCGCGGCGCAAGCAGCAAGAAGAAGAAGCCAUGAAGAAGGUCAGCGCAGCGGCGUUGAUUGUCUCCUACGUGACGGCGCGCAUGAGGGAACAAGAAGACGCUUCCUCCGCUCUCGCCGCGGCGCUCCCAGGAUCUUCGCAGGCGCUCGCGGCGCUCAUGCGCCAGCGAAGCAUCGCCCACGCCUUCUACCUGCUCGGGCUGAACCCCCAGACUGCCACAGUGCCGAUGGUCGAGGCUGUGAAGAAGAAGUGGCGAGUUCUACUCCACCCCGACAAGUUCCACAGCGUCCCUCAUCUUCUGCAUCAGGCCACGGAAGCCUUCAAGGGAUUUCAACUCGCUGUCGAGGAGGCUAUUCGCGCCAUCCAGCAGCGCCGCGUGGAUCCUGGCUGGGCGCAGCCGCCGCCUCCGCCGGAUCCGUCUGCUGCGGCGUCGCCUUUGGCCGCUGGGGCUUCGCCGUUGUCUGCGCCGGGGCCUGGCAAGUCCCCUGCUCCCCCUGGGGGCCCGGGGGGCGCGGCGCCCAGCAGUGCGCCGCCGUCGCCGGCGUCACCGUGCCCGCUCCCGACGCGUCAGUAUUUCCCCGAGUUUUCCAUCGAAGUCGCGCCUCGCCGCAAAGCGCUCGGCGCCUUCCUCGUCUACGUGUCUGCGGCCGGGGCAGGGGCAGAUCCCGCGUUUUCGGAAAUCACGGAAGUCCGCGUAUACAUCCACCGGCCCGUCCUCGGCGGGCCCCCGGGGAGCUUGACCCCGUCCCCCGAGGCCCUGUCGGGGGUGAUCACGCGGAAGGUUUCGCUGGUGGGCUCGAAGAGAGAGGAAGAGAGGGCGGUCGAGGAGAAAAUCGAGGUGGUUGACGUCGUACAGCCGCUCUGCCUGGGCGAAGAGCGCCGCUACUGGGUCGGCGUUCAGGUGGAGGGCCGAAAGAAGGACUUUUCCCUGAUUCGCUGGAGCCCCGUGCUUCUCCGCCUGGCGCUCCCGCCCGCUGUAGACGCGGCGGAGGACUUGUCGCGGCCCUGGUCUUCCGGCGCGUCCCGACGCGACGAAGGCGCGCAGGCAGCUGCAGAGGCCCGCGCCCUGCUGGCGUUUUUGACAAGUUUUUCCGAGGCUUCGUUCCUCGACGGGCGCAUGCGAGGAAAAGUCCAGGAGAGCAUCAACUCACUCAAGCGUUUGAUGCGCCACAUCUCGAAAAAGAAGAUGAAGAAGGGGGCAGAAGGCGCCGGGGCCUACGGAGUCGGCACACUGCCACACGAGCUGCUAGUUGAAUACCUCGCGACCGCGAAAGAAGGGAGGGAACUGCUUCAACAGUGUUUAGAAAAAGGCAAAGCGUGGGCCGACCGCACUCAGUAG